CUGUCAUUGACCCAAGAGAAACUUGGGGAGAUUUCAUAUAUAGGUAGAAAGAGUUUAAGAACCCUCCUUUGGUAGAAAGGGAUGACUUACCAUCUAAUCUCUAACCUUAAAAUAGAAUUAUAGGCAAAAUUAGGUAAUAGAUUAAUGGAUUACCAAUUGAGAAGAGUAAAUCUCAAUAAUAUAAAAGCAUUAGUCCUUAAGUAAUCAUAUUCAUUUAUUAUUAUUUAAGAAUCAAAAAAAUGACUCAUAGGGCAAUCAAAACUUUAAUUGAAUUUCAUUUUAUUGAUUUGAUUUAUCUGCAAAGGGAGGAAGAUAUAAAUGAACUUCUAAAUAUUAUCAUUUUUAAUACUUUAUACUGUUUUAUAAUAUAAUAAUGA
Molecule: messenger RNA, 377 nt
Organism: Paramecium octaurelia
Lineage: Eukaryota; Ciliophora; Oligohymenophorea; Peniculida; Parameciidae
Source: the annotation of a GenBank genome assembly